Pleuronectes platessa (European plaice) is the source of this 486-nucleotide messenger RNA. It is a transcript of the gene irag3a, whose product is annotated as inositol 1,4,5-triphosphate receptor associated 2. The transcript has 4 exons. NCBI's taxonomy places the organism in Eukaryota, Metazoa, Chordata, Actinopteri, Pleuronectiformes, Pleuronectidae. The record is from RefSeq and is a predicted model, not a curated record. The coding region runs from base 1 to 486 and encodes 161 amino acids.
AUGUCGGAGAAAGAUCUGGAGUCGGCCUUCUCUCAGAUCAGUCUGGCUUUCUGCUGUGAUCAGUACACCCUGAAGCAGCGGCUGCAGGCGGAGGAGCACGCCCGCAACAUGGCCGAGGAGAACAUUCAGCUGGAGCUGACCAGAGGCAGAGAGACCCUGGAGACACUGAAGGGCCUGUGUCUGGACAGUAAGCGCAGUCAGAUCCUGCAGAAGCUGGAGCUCUCUCUGGACAUCCUUGGUGGGACGGUGGAACGCAUCUCCAACACGGCCGAGGUCCUCGGGGCCGUGCACCAGGAGGCUCGAGUGAGUCGGGCAGUGGAGCUCAUGGUGGCUCAUGUGGAGAAUCUGAGGAGGCGACAUGACAGAAACGCAGCCGAGAUGGAAGAGACCAAGAAGAUGAUCCAGCAGCAAAACUCCUGCAGAAACCUCAUCGACCCCAGAGCCUCACCAGGUUUCUCCUUUACUUCAGUCCGUCUGUUUGUCUGA